AUGGUGCCCCAGUCACGAGACCAACGACAGGUAUCGGGUGCGGAGGAUGACGCUGGAUCGGGAUAUGACGCAGAGGCCCAGUCUGGACUUGAUGCUGAUGGCGAUGACUCUGCCUUGGCGACGGCCGGUAGUCAAAGAUCCGUCGCGAAAUCACAAGCUUCUUCCCAAGCCGGGAGUACUCGUCUCAAGCAUGUUACGCGGGCCCAGUCGCUGCGCGUCCAAAUCCAUCAAAAAGAGCAAGACAAAACUGUCCUUUCCGCCGAUGACGUUUUGCAGACAGACGAGAGCAUCUUUCUAGGGCUGAUACCAGAGCCGCGGCCACAUGAUUCGGCGUCUAACAAAAAGCGUCUUAGAACGAUCGAAGAGGUCAUCAAGGACAACGACAGCCCAGUGGAUAGAGACAAGCUUUUCGAGGAACUCGAAGACAUGGAUGAAUCUCACAAGAGGAAGAAGCUCAAGAUUCCUUUGCAUCUAAGAAACUCUGAGGUUGAACCUGCAGAUAGUAAGGAUGGUACUACCACUGGCCCCCUCGCAAAGAAGUAG
Messenger RNA from Truncatella angustata, 543 nucleotides. RefSeq lists its product as uncharacterized. The record is from RefSeq and is a predicted model, not a curated record. The coding region runs from base 1 to 543 and encodes 180 amino acids. The transcript has 2 exons. NCBI's taxonomy places the organism in Eukaryota, Fungi, Ascomycota, Sordariomycetes, Amphisphaeriales, Sporocadaceae.